This is a messenger RNA of Chironomus riparius, 723 nucleotides long. The record is from the annotation of a GenBank genome assembly. NCBI's taxonomy places the organism in Eukaryota, Metazoa, Arthropoda, Insecta, Diptera, Chironomidae.
AUGAGUCCAUCGUCAAAAAACAAGAAUCCGAAAAAUAAACCUUCAAAAACUGCAAAUAAUGGAAACAAAAUUUCUAAUUACAUCCAGAGAACGAACAAUAAUACAUUGCCAGACAAGAAGGACAGCGUAUCAGAACCAUUCUCAGUGAACGACAUACAAAUGGGAAGUAACGAAGUUCCUCUCAUGGUUAAAUUUGUAUUUAAGUGUGUACGUACAGCUCAAGCUUUGAUGUCACUUUUAACUAAUCAAAAAAGUGUAAUUCCAUCUGAUAGCAGAAGUAUAAGUGAUUUCUCAUUUGAUCCAUUAAAUCCAUCUGUUAGAGGUUUAAAUAAAACUAGUACAAGGAAUGAAACCGAUUCGACAGUCAUUCCUGAAAUAACUACGGAAGUAGAAACUGCAACUGUUAAUGAGGACUAUGAUACAGAACAGCCAAUUGAAGAUGAAUUUAAUGAAAUUCCAGUAGAAGAUGAAGUAGAAGAAUCUGCGGACGAAAAUGUUGAAGGAGAAAUAGAAGAACCUGCGGAGGAAAAUGUUGAAGGAGAAAUAGAAGAACCCGUCGACGAUAAUGUUGAAGGAGAAAUAGAAGAACCUGCGGAGGAAAAUUUUGAAGGAGAAAUAGAAGAACCCGUCGACGAUAAUGUUGAAGGAGAAACUGAACCUGAUGAAACCACCACAACAGAUCAACCAGAUGAAACCAACACAACAGUCGAACCAGAUGAAUAG